Molecule: messenger RNA, 1486 nt
Organism: Merops nubicus (carmine bee-eater)
Lineage: Eukaryota; Metazoa; Chordata; Aves; Coraciiformes; Meropidae
Gene: ALG8
Product: ALG8, alpha-1,3-glucosyltransferase
Exons: 12
Biological process (GO): protein N-linked glycosylation
Cellular component (GO): endoplasmic reticulum membrane
Molecular function (GO): dolichyl pyrophosphate Glc1Man9GlcNAc2 alpha-1,3-glucosyltransferase activity
Source: RefSeq, a predicted model, not a curated record
UUAUUCCACAGAUUUUGAAGUACACAGGAAUUGGCUUGCCAUCACUCACAACUUGCCCCUCUCUCAGUGGUACUAUGAAGCAACUUCAGAAUGGACCCUGGAUUACCCACCGUUGUUUGCUUGGUUUGAGUAUAUGCUUUCGCACAUUGCCAAGUACAUUGACCCCAAGAUGUUGGUCAUCGAAAAUCUGAAUUACACCAGUCGUGCAACCAUCUUCUUCCAAAGACUUUCUGUCAUCUUUACAGAUAUCCUUUUCAUAUAUGCAGUUCGUGAGUGCUGCAGAUUGGUAAACGGAAAACGAGCUGCAAAGGAUAUCCUGGAAAAGCCACCAUUUAUUCUUGCUGUUCUGCUCUUGUGGAAUUUUGGGUUGUUAAUUGUGGAUCAUAUUCACUUCCAGUACAAUGGCUUUCUGUUUGGGCUGAUGCUUCUUUCUGUUGCCCGACUGUGUCAGAAAAGAUAUUUAGAAGGCGCUCUUCUUUUUGCUGUCCUUCUUCAUUUCAAACAUAUCUACCUGUAUGUGGCCCCAGCAUAUGGCAUCUACUUGCUGCGAUCCUAUUGCUUUACUGCAAAUAAUGCAGAUGGAUCCCUGAAGUGGAGAAGUUUCAGCUUGCUUCAUGUAACUCUUCUGGGAUUGAUUGUCUGUCUUGUUUCUGCUCUUUCGUUGGGCCCCUUCAUAGUAUUGGGCCAGCUGCCUCAAGUCAUGUCUCGGCUUUUUCCUUUCAAGCGAGGCCUCUGCCAUGCCUACUGGGCCCCUAACUUCUGGGCUUUGUACAAUGCUGUGGAUAAAGCACUAACAAUUUUUGGUUUAAAGUGUAAUUUGCUUGAUCCCACAAAAAUUCCUAAAGCCUCGAUGACAGGAGGGCUGGUUCAAGAGUUUCAACACACAGUCCUCCCUUCUGUGACUCCACUGGCAACAUUAAUCUGUACUUUCAUAUCUAUAUUGCCCUCUGUUUUCUGUCUUUGGUUUAAACCUCAAGGGCCCCGAGGCUUUCUACAGUGCCUUGUUCUUUGUGCGCUGAGCUCCUUCGUGUUCGGCUGGCACGUGCAUGAGAAAGCAAUCCUCCUCGCUAUUCUGCCGUUGAGCUUGUUGUCUGUUCAGAGAGCAAAGGAUGCUGGCAUCUACUUGAUUCUGACAACCACAGGGCAUUUCUCACUGUUUCCAUUGUUGUAUACACCACCAGAACUUCCAAUUAAGAUCCUGCUUAUGCUGCUGUUUACUGUUUACAGCUUCUCUUCAUUGAAGUCUCUAUUCAGGAGAGAGAGGCCUCUCCUUAACUGGCUUGAAACAAUCUACCUCAUCCAACUAGUGCCUUUGGAAAUCUUCUGUGAAAUUGUAUUUCCUCUGACCCCCUGGAAACAGAACUUCCCUUUUGUCCCCCUGUUGCUGACCUCUGUGUACUGUGCUGUGGGUGUCACCUACGCGUGGCUGAAGCUCUACGUCUCGGUCUUGACCGAGAGAAUUGCUGUUCGACAGAAGGCCGAGUGA